This is a messenger RNA of Vicia villosa (hairy vetch), 2393 nucleotides long. RefSeq names its product squamosa promoter-binding-like protein 2. Lineage: Eukaryota; Viridiplantae; Streptophyta; Magnoliopsida; Fabales; Fabaceae. The transcript is spliced from 5 exons. Gene Ontology annotation, cellular component: nucleus. The record is from RefSeq and is a predicted model, not a curated record. Bases 349 to 1722 code for a protein of 457 amino acids. Gene Ontology annotation, molecular function: DNA binding.
GUUACAGUAAAAUGGAGUGUGGGUUAAGGGGGAGAGAGAUAAAAACGUUUUUGUCGUUUGUGCAUCCACCUGUCCACUGUCACUGUUCCAGUCUCUCUGCUUCUCUGCUCAUUCCAAAUGGAACGCCUCUUUUCCGUUCAAAUUUCAUCAUUAUAACAAACAACCCCUCCCUCACCCUUCUAGUACGUUUCUCUUUCUCUUUCUUUUUCAAUUUCAUACUUAGGUUUUCAUCACUCUUUUUCUAUCCAUCUAUCCUACAACCAACUCUUGCAUUUUAUUCAAUACCAAUCACUAACUCUUCAGUUCAUCUUGUCUUUAUUAAUUUCCCUAAUUUCUAGGCUUUUUCUGAUGGAGUUGAAUGCAAAAUCUCCUUCUUCACAGUGGGAAUGUGAUAAUAACCUAACAUUUUUCAAUAUAAAAGCAAUUGAAAAUCCAAAAUUACAACCACUGAAUCAGAGUAUCGAAUUAGACCGAGAAAACAAUGUCGGGCUGUUCGAUACGUCUACACCCGGUAGAAGUGGUUGCUCUGGGUCUGAGUUAAUUCAUGAUUCUACAUCAAGGUGUUCGAAAUCAGUUUCAAUCGGUUCAUCAUGGAAUUGGGAUAAGGGUAAUAGCAAAACAUGUGUAUUUGCUUUUGAAAAUUCCCAUGAUUCCAAUGAUAAAAUGGAAUUAUCUAAAGAAGAUUCAAUUGAAAAUUCUAAUGCGCCAGGGGUUUCUUUGGUAUCUGGUGAACCAUUGCUCACUCUAAAACUCGGUAAACGGAUGUACUUUGAGAGUUCUAAUGCACUAGAAAGUGAUCCCAAAAACUUGUCUAUUUUUGGGGAUUCUAUGUCAACUUUGAGUAUUGGUAAGAAAUGUAAGUCCGAUGGUCGGAACUUACAAUGUUGGCGCUGUCAAGUGGAAGGUUGUGGCCUUGACCUUUCAUCAGCGAAAGAUUAUUAUCGCAAACAUAAAGUUUGUGAAAGUCAUUCCAAAUCUCCUAAAGUGGUUAUAGCUGGUUUGGAACGACGGUUUUGCCAGCAAUGUAGCAGGUUCCAUGCUCUUUUUGAGUUCGAUGAAAAAAAGAGAAGCUGUAGACGACGUCUUUCACAUCACAAUGCAAAGCGCCGUAAACCCCGUCCUUCUGAUGUUGUUCAGUCAAGUCAAUCAGCUCUGUCGUCUUCACGAUGUGAUGAUGAGCUACAGAUGAGUCCAUUUUCGUAUUCAAAGACUGCUACAAAUUUAGCUAUGCAAAACAUAGACAACAACAACAUGCUCCUCCAAACAAAAGAUUUUCUCUUGAAGCCUGCAAAUGAUAACAUUGACACACCAAGUACUGUCACUAUGCUUUCUGACGAUUCUAAUGUCAAUUUUACAUCCAAAGUCAUUGCAACCAAGAGUAUCAAUCCAGGUGUAGAAGAUUUCAUUACCUUUUCUGAUACAAAUGCAACACAAGACUUUACUUGUGCUCUCUCUCUUCUGUCAACCAAUCCGUGGGAUUCAUAUGCGACUGAAUCUAUUUCUCUAGAACAUUCUAAUCGUACUAGCAGUUGUGCUCAAGCCCUAACACAUGCAAUGAGUCAGGGUACUCCGCUCGCUUCACCAGAAUAUAUUAGUGAACAUGAUCACCAUGUCAAUUCCAGUAUGUGGAUGUCAGACUCAAACUGUGAAGAAAGCAAUCACUUUCAAGAAUUUCAACUGCUGAGAGAACCUUAUGAAUCUGGUUUUCAUCAGUUGGAUUAAAAUGAAUGUUCUUACCCCAAAUAGUUUCAAUCCAACCACUUUACAAACAAAAGAUUCCAUCUCAUGAUUUCUGAUAUCUAGGACCUAAUUUUUUUGUAAUGACUAUGUUUAUUAUGUCUCAUUUCUCGUGGUAUCAAACAAUACGGGAAUCAGUUCUGGAAAUUUUUUUUGUGAUGAUAUUUUUAUAAUUCCAUUUGAAAAUAUGUUUUCUGAGACCAAAAUAACCCUUAUCAUCAUCUGUUAUUUAUAUAAUCUUAAUAUUCGUUCUGUUCUAAUGGGAAAUCAAGACCCUUGAACUUGAAUAAUCUCUCUAGUUGCCUGGUGUAGAAAGUUGACAUUUUCGAACAGUGUUAAUCACCUUAAUUAUUUCUAGUUCAUUAGUCAUAGCUUUAAUUCAGUUGCAUAAGUUAUUGUAAGUUGUAACCACUCCUAUUAUUGUGCAAAUUGGUUAUGACUACAGAUGUAUAUAUACCAAUCAUCAUCCCACAUCAAUGAAAUUUAGUUUUGAUGAAAUAUUUUCUUAUAAGCUUUCAUUUUUAUUUCUCUUUAUGAGAAAUAUCAUUUUCAAAGGGUCCUAGGUAGGGGUGUUUAAACAACUGUCAAACCCAACUGAACCACUAAAUCAAACUAAACUGAAUUAAAAAUAACGAAUCAAACCAUUAACUCAAUAG